AUAAACAAUGAAGAAAAGAAUAGUAUGUUAUCUGAAAAUGAAGGUAGUGUAUGUGCCUUAUAAUUGUAAGUAUUUGGCCGGUGAGCGGCGCUAGGGCGUUUGGCGGUGUGUGGCAAGUGUGCUCUUCCCGCGAGCAUUCUGGCGCCCCGUGUUUACAGUCUAGGUGGGCUCUCGGGGGAACAGGGAGGAGCCAGUGCUGUAUGCUUAUAAAUGGAGUGUGAAAUGGAACAGUAACUGUCAAAUGCCAAAAAAAUGUGAUGCUCUCUUGUAUUUCUGGUGUUCACCCAGUCAAUAGUUUUGUCAGAGUGGGCUUAGUGGAGCCUUGACAACCUAGUGUGUACUUUAUUUAGUGGUAAACCGUAUAAGAAAUCGUCAAGAUGGCCGACUUGGAGGCAGUGCUGGCUGAUGUCAGCUAUUUGAUGGCUAUGGAGAAGAGUAAAUCAACUCCAGCAGCGAGGGCAAGUAAGAAGAUCAUUUUGCCAGAUCCCAGUGUGAGGAGCGUGAUGCACAAACACCUGGAGAAGAUGGGUGAGGUUAACUUCGACAAGAUUUUCAGCCAGAAGAUUGGUUACCUUCUCUACAAAGACUUCGUAGAAAACGUGUGUGAGGAUCCUGUCCCUCAGCUCAAGUUUUACGAGGAGAUUAAGGCCUAUGAGAAGAUUGAAAAUAAGGAGGAAAGAAGAAAAGUAGCGAAGGACAUUUACGAUAAUUUUAUAAUGAAGGAAUUAUUAUCUAACUCACAUGCCUAUAAUGAAGAGUCAGUCGCUUUUGUACAAAAACACCUCGCCAAAAAUGAAGUUCCAACAGAUCUAUUUGAACCUUACAUAGAAGAGAUAUUUGCACAUUUAAGAGGAGAUUUGUUCAACAGAUAUGUUGAAAGUGAUAAAUAUACGAGAUUCUGUCAGUGGAAAAAUUUAGAACUGAAUAUACAGCUGACUAUGAAUGACUUUAGCGUUCACCGAAUCAUUGGACGCGGGGGUUUUGGAGAAGUAUACGGGUGCCGCAAGGCAGAUACGGGCAAGAUGUAUGCCAUGAAGUGUCUUGACAAGAAGAGGAUCAAGAUGAAGCAGGGGGAGACAUUGGCGUUAAAUGAGCGUAUCAUGUUGUCACUAGUCAGUACAGGGAUUGAUUGCCCUUUCAUUGUGUGUAUGACGUAUGCCUUUCAUACUCCUGACAAGUUGUGCUUCAUACUAGACCUUAUGAAUGGAGGAGACCUACAUUACCACCUAUCACAGCAUGGUGUUUUCAAUGAGCAAGAAAUGAGAUUCUAUGCUGCUGAAGUUAUAUUAGGGCUAGAACAUAUGCACCGUCGGUAUAUUGUUUACCGAGAUUUGAAGCCAGCGAAUAUACUUCUAGAUGAGCACGGCCAUGUCAGGAUAUCAGACUUAGGGUUGGCUUGUGAUUUUUCAAAAAAGAAGCCACAUGCAUCAGUAGGGACUCACGGGUACAUGGCACCAGAGGUGCUGAGCAAGGGUACCGCUUAUGACAGCUCAGCUGACUGGUUCUCAUUUGGGUGCAUGCUGUACAAGCUGCUCAAAGGUCACUCUCCCUUCAGGCAACACAAGACACGAGACAAACAUGAGAUAGACCGCAUGACCCUCACCAUGAAUGUUGAGCUUCCUGAAACGUUUACACAAGAGCUUCGAAGUCUAUUAGAAGGGUUACUUCACAGAGAUGUAGAUAAAAGGCUUGGCUGCAAAGGAAGAGGAGCUGAUGAAGUGAAGGAACAUGCAUUUUUCGGAGGCCUUGACUGGCAACAAGUAUAUCUGCAGAAGUACCAGCCUCCUCUUAUUCCUCCCCGAGGAGAAGUCAAUGCAGCUGAUGCUUUUGACAUUGGCUCUUUUGAUGAGGAAGACACUAAGGGCAUUAAGCUGACUGAGGCAGACCAGGAGUUGUACAAAAACUUCCCAUUGGUGAUCAGUGAGCGGUGGCAGACAGAGGUGGCAGAGACUGUGUUUGAGACAGUCAAUCAGGAAGCUGACAAAGUAGAACAUAAACGACGAGCAAAGCAUAAAAUUAAGUUUGAUGAAGAAAAAGAGUCUGACUGUAUAAUUCAUGGCUACAUCAAGAAGCUCGGUGGACCAUUUACUUCAGCAUGGCAGACCCGGUAUGCGAAGCUUUACCCAAACAGGGUUGAACUCCACUCAGAGUCAAGCUCAGGGAAACCAGAACUCAUAUUUAUGGACCAACUAGAUGAUGUGUCCUCGGACUUUGUGCAAAUUAAAGGGGAAAACUGUAUAGUUUUGAAAACCAAAGACAGCAAGAUCAUUCUAACAAAUCCUGAUGAAAUUGGUCUGAAGGAGUGGUCAAUAUCUUUACGUUCAGCACACAAAAUGUCUCUGGAGCUGCUCAGCAACAUGGCGAAGAAGGCUGGCAGGAUUUAUGGUACUGAGGGAAACAACAAGCCUUCUUUAAUGGCUCGAAAUGGCAAUGGAAAUUGAGCAAAUAGUGUGAAAUUUUAUGUUAGUGAAGUACCUUGACACAACCAACAGAUUCUCAAAGUAAACAAGCUGUGUUAUGGUAUAGACAAAAGUAUUUCCUCCAAGGUGAAAAAUGACAUUUGAGUAACCACAGAGGAGAGAAAACUACCUUGUUACCUUAAGAAAUUGUAGAAAAGUGUGUUUGUGCUGUAUAUUUGUAAGGAUAAAGUAUAUGAGUGUGAAGAAAUAUAAAGCUUCCAUUUCAUGCACUAUAGAAAUGGAAGCAAAACUACUUUGACAAAGUAUGAUUUGAAAGAAAAAAUACAAUGUGAGAAGACUGCAAACUACCCUGCUCCAGAAAUGAUUUACUUUGAAAGAAAAUCAUUCCAUCAGAUUCCGUAAUGAAACUGACUCUUAGGAAAAUGAUAUUUUGCUAUGAAGCUAAGAAGGAAAACUACAGAAGUUACAUCAGAAAUGAGACGGAACUGCAAAACAUACACCAGAAGUAUGAUUGAAUUAACUUCUUUGUUUGACUGCUGGCUUCACUUGGCUUGGUAGUGUUCCAUUGUUGCAGACAGAAAAACUGAAAAAAAAACUUAUACUGUAAUCAGAUAUUUGAAUAUGGGAAAGCUAUUGAGAAAUUAUAACUUACUUUCAGCAUCUCCCAUAUUGCUUAUAGUAUCCUAAAAUACACUCAUCAGUCUCAAUUUUAUUUCAGGUAAAUGCACAUGAUGCAUUACCCUUUGGAAUUUUUUAAAUGUUCACAAGUAUAUUUUUGUGCUAGAUGAUAGAACUGAGUGCUUAGAAUUAAUUGUUUAACUUCCACUGUGAUGAUGUCUUACGUGAGCCUGUCUUUGAAUGAGGUGAAGAAUAAUUUAAUGUGUUGCCAGUGACAACAUGAACAGUAAACCCCUAUGGUGGACCUGUUGCCAGCGUCUGUCGUUGAAACUAAAGAGUCAACUUUGGUGUUGGUAAAAAAUAAUAGAAUUUCAAUGUG
Molecule: messenger RNA, 3417 nt
Organism: Portunus trituberculatus (swimming crab)
Lineage: Eukaryota; Metazoa; Arthropoda; Malacostraca; Decapoda; Portunidae
Gene: Gprk1
Product: G protein-coupled receptor kinase 1-like
Exons: 16
Coding region: 378-2441 (687 amino acids)
Biological process (GO): G protein-coupled receptor signaling pathway; protein phosphorylation; regulation of signal transduction
Molecular function (GO): G protein-coupled receptor binding; G protein-coupled receptor kinase activity; ATP binding
Source: RefSeq, a predicted model, not a curated record